Messenger RNA from Saccostrea cuccullata (small rock oyster), 429 nucleotides. RefSeq lists its product as uncharacterized. The record is from RefSeq and is a predicted model, not a curated record. NCBI's taxonomy places the organism in Eukaryota, Metazoa, Mollusca, Bivalvia, Ostreida, Ostreidae. The transcript has 3 exons. The coding region runs from base 47 to 421 and encodes 124 amino acids.
UUGUCGAAAACCAUUAAUAUCCGGCCGAUUACCAAUUUACCAAGAGAUGGUCGAGGAUUAUGUCAUGAAAAGACUUGCUUUGGAACCAUGCUGCCCUGUUGGAAGACACGGCACUCAUAGGCACUUCUCUGCAAUUCAAGAUUCUCAAAUUGUCCCCAACGACCAAAUUUCCUCCUAUCAGAUUCCUUUGGAUAGACACGUAGAAAAAGUUAUCGAAGUGUUGGAUACACAAGGAAGAAAACUGGAUCAAAUAAAUGGUGGAAAAGGUUCCGUAGAACAAUGCCUUAGCAAAGAAAUUUUUGGAGAUGAGAAUAAAGUUUCAUUAUUUGAGUCAAGGUUUUGUUUGAAAAAAAACAAUGAAACCAGAAGAAAUAUUGGCAGUCGUUGCAAAUUCAACAGAAAAGCCGGUGUUUGUUUUUAAGUAUUUUC